AUGGACGGAGCUAAACACAGCUCCAGCUCGUCUGUGAGCUGUGUUGUGCAGAGUGAUCCCAGUCUGUGGCAGGUUCUGAAGCAAACCCAGGCUGGACGUGCGAUUGGCCGAGAGCUGGCAGUGGGCGGGGCCAGAGGAGCCGAUCAUGCCUCACACCUGCUGUCAGACACAGAUGAUGAUGAUGAAGAUGAAGAGGACACAGAUGAUGAUGAUGACACAGAUGAUGACGAUGAAGAGGACACAGAUGAUGAUGAUGAAGAUGAUGAUGAAGAGGACACAGAUGAUGAUGAUACAGAUGAUGAUGAUGAAGAGGACACAGAUGAUGAUGAUGAAGAGGACACAGAUGAUGAUGAUGACACAGAUGAUGAUGAUGAUGAUGAAGAGGACACAGAUGAUGAUGAUGAUGAAGAGGACACAGAUGAUGAUGAUGAUGAGGACAAAGAUGAUGAUGAUGAGGACACAGAUGAUGAAGAUGAUGAUGACACAGAUGAAGAUGAUGAUGACACAGAUGAUGAUGAUGACACAGAUGAUGAAGAUGAUGAUGAUGACACAGAUGAUGAUGAUGACACAGAUGAUGAAGAUGACACAGAUGAUGACGAUGAUGACACAGAUGAUGACGAUGAUGACACAGAUGAUGAAGAUGACACAGAUGAUGAUGAUGACACAGAUGAUGAAGAUGAUGAUGAUGACACAGAAGAUGAAGAUGACACAGAUGAUGAUGACACAGAUGAUGACACAGAUGAUGAAGAUGGUGAUGAUGACACAGAUGAUGAAGAUGACACAGAUGAUGAUGACACAGAUGAUGAUGAUGACACAGAUGAUGAAGAUGAUGAUGAUGACACAGAUGAUGAAGAUGACACAGAUGAUGACGAUGAUGACACAGAUGAUGAUGAGGACACAGAUGAUGAUGAUGAUGACACAGAUGAUGAAGAGGACACAGAUGAUGAUGAAGAUGAUACAGAUGAUGAAGAGGACACAGAUGAUGAUGAUGAGGACACAGAUGAUGAAGAUGAGGACACAGAUGAUGAUGAUGACACAGAUGAUGAUGAUGACACAGAUGAUGAAGAGGACACAGAUGAUGAUGAUGAUGAGGACACAGAUGAUGAAGAUGACACAGAUGAUGAAGAUGACACAGAUGAUGAUGAUGAAGAGGACACAGAUGAUGAAGAGGAUACAGAUGAUGAAGAUGACACAGAUGAUGAUGAUGAUGAUGAUGAUGAUGAUGAUGAUGAUGAUGGUGAUGUGAUGACACAGAGUCAGGUCUCUAACACCAGAGCGGAUCCAGAGGUGACCCGCCCACACUGGACCCACCUCAGAAGGGUCCAUGACACUAAAGUGGCUCUUGGUCCAAAAGUGGCUCUUGGUCCAAAAGUGGCUCUUGGUCCAAAAGUGGCUCUUGGUCCUAAAGUGGCUCUUGGUCCAAAAGUGGCUCUUGGUCCUAAAGUGGCUCUUGGUCCUAAAGUGGCUCUUGGUCCAAAAGUGGCUCUUGGUCCAAAAGUGGUUCUUGGUCUAAAAGUGGCUCUUGGUCCAAAAGUGGCUCUUGGUCCAAAAGUGGUUCUUGGUCCUAAAGUGGCUCUUGGUCCAAAAGUGGCUCUUGGUCCAAAAGUGGUUCUUGGUCUAAAAGUGGCUCUUGGUCCAAAAGUGGCUCUUGGUCCUGAAGUGGUUCUUGGUCCAAAAGUGGUUCUUGGUCCAAAAGUGGUUCUUGGUCCAAAAGUGGCUCUUGGUCCAAAAGUGGCUCUUGGUCCAAAAGUGGCUCUUGGUCCAAAAGUGGCUCUUGGUCCAAAAGUGGCUCUUGGUCCAAAAGUGGUUCUUCUUCCAAAAGUGGCUCUUGGUCCAAAAGUGGCUCUUGGUCCAAAAGUGGCUCUUGGUCCAAAAGUGGUUCUUGGUCCAAAAGUGGUUCUUGGUCCAAAAGUGGCUCUUGGUCCAAAAGUGGCUCUUGGUCCAAAAGUGGCUCUUGGUCCUAAAGUGGCUCUUGGUCCAAAAGUGGCUCUUGGUCCUAAAGUGGCUCUUGGUCCUAAAGUGGCUCUUGGUCCAAAAGUGGCUCUUGGUCCAAAAGUGGUUCUUGGUCUAAAAGUGGCUCUUGGUCCUAAAGUGGCUCUUGGUCCAAAAGUGGCUCUUGGUCCAAAAGUGGUUCUUGGUCCUAAAGUGGCUCUUGGUCCAAAAGUGGCUCUUGGUCCAAAAGUGGUUCUUGGUCUAAAAGUGGCUCUUGGUCCAAAAGUGGCUCUUGGUCCUGAAGUGGUUCUUGGUCCAAAAGUGGUUCUUGGUCCAAAAGUGGUUCUUGGUCCAAAAGUGGCUCUUGGUCCAAAAGUGGCUCUUGGUCCAAAAGUGGCUCUUGGUCCAAAAGUGGUUCUUCUUCCAAAAGUGGCUCUUGGUCCAAAAGUGGCUCUUGGUCCAAAAGUGGCUCUUGGUCCAAAAGUGGUUCUUGGUCCAAAAGUGGUUCUUGGUCCAAAAGUGGUUCUUGGUCCAAAAGUGGUUCUUGGUCCAAAAGUGGCUCUUGGUCCAAAAGUGGUUCUUCUUCCAAAAGAGCCAUCAGAUGCAAUUAGCAGAGUGCUAAUGGAGCCUGAUGAGGCGCCUGCUGGUCUCCUGCUGGUCCCUGCUGACAUCAUCACUGUGUAUCCUCAGAACACAAACCCACUUAUUCUCACUGUGGGCGUCCACUCUACUCUACUCGAGUAG
Messenger RNA from Knipowitschia caucasica, 2676 nucleotides. NCBI's taxonomy places the organism in Eukaryota, Metazoa, Chordata, Actinopteri, Gobiiformes, Gobiidae. The record is from the annotation of a GenBank genome assembly.